AUGGAUGCAGAAGACAUACGAAAAACUCUGUGCAAUGUUUUAACAGUGGCCUCUAAGAUAUACAAAAAAAGCACGCUGCACACAUACUAUAACAUAAAAAGGUGCUUGGCCACAGCUAAGCAAACAUACGAGGCGUGCUUUCACGAGGUCUCUCUGCUCCUAUACUUCGAAAAGGAUCUGGAGAGAGGUGAUGAAAAAAGCUUUGGCAGGCAUAUAAAGAGGGACACCGAGGAAGUACUGGCGGGCAUAGAUGCUCCUUACAAACUGCUGAAAAUCGCUACAAGCAUGCUGGAAGCCUGCAAGAGAGACCUGGCGGAUAGCGCCAACUUCUAUGAAACACAGAGUAUGCUUAUCCUGGCGGAGUUUAACAUUAGGACGAUGAAGCACGGCAGCUGCUUUCCAUACGCAGACCUGUUUGAGCAGGCGUACAGCGAAAUUGAAAACAAGCGCAGACAGACUAUACAUAUGGAAACGCUGUGCAAACAGCUUGAGUCCCUGUGCAAGGACAUCUUUAUGCAGAUCAGCACGCGCUUACAGAGAUACAACAGCAGCAUAAGAUGCGAAGCAACCAAAAAGAAUCCCCUAGGGGAAUAUUUAUACGCGGAUGAGGAAAACGACCACCUGGUGAAUUUGGAGACAGAGUCAGAGCCCGAGCUUAUGUGA
Molecule: messenger RNA, 663 nt
Organism: Nematocida major
Lineage: Eukaryota; Fungi; Microsporidia
Exons: 1
Coding region: 1-663 (220 amino acids)
Source: RefSeq, a predicted model, not a curated record